Pyrus x bretschneideri (Chinese white pear) is the source of this 2129-nucleotide messenger RNA. RefSeq names its product SWI/SNF complex component SNF12 homolog. Lineage: Eukaryota; Viridiplantae; Streptophyta; Magnoliopsida; Rosales; Rosaceae. Gene Ontology annotation, biological process: regulation of transcription by RNA polymerase II. The transcript has 3 exons. The coding region runs from base 385 to 2010 and encodes 541 amino acids. Gene Ontology annotation, cellular component: SWI/SNF complex; nucleus. The record is from RefSeq and is a predicted model, not a curated record.
AAAGGGCAAUUGUGUAAAUUCACGAACUGAACAAAAUCGCAAAAGAAAAGAGAGAUAGCGAUAGGGAGAGAACCGGUUCCGCUCCAUUGCCGAUCUGUAAGCAGAGAGAGAGAGAAGGAGAAGCUACAGAAGCUAGCAACAAAAGUUCUUGCUAGGAAGUUUGAAUUUUUCAGUGUUUCAGCAAUAUUGUAAGCCUUCCGAGGUGAAAAGAUCGUGUCUUUUUGUUUAGUUGAAGAAGGAAGCUCGGUAGAGUCGAAACCCGGGUUUAAUUUCGUUGUUGGGGAUUUGGAAGUUGAGGAUAUCAGAGGUUUCGAUUAGGGUUUUGGGGUUUUUGAUGGAAUAGUUUUGGUGUGUUAAAGGUUGUGGUUUUUUAUAAUUGAGGUGAUGAAUAAUAAUAAUCAGCCCAGGAAUGUGGGGGUGCCACCCCACUUUGGCAAUUCUGGGGCGGUGUCGCAACCUGUGGCCAUGAAUCACCAGCCUCAUCUUCUCACUCAAUCGCAGCCUCCGACACAAGGGGGAGCUCAUUUUCCAGGGCACUUUCAGUUGUCUGAGCCGCAAGCGCAGGCACUUGCACAGGCACAGUAUGUGAAUGCUCACGCACAAGCCCAAACCCAAGCUGCCCAUGCCCAAUUUGUUCAGUUGCAAGCUCAAGCUCAGUCUCUUGCCCAGUUGCAUAAUGCGAAUACAAGUAAUGUUGGUGGUUCAUCACCCUCCGUGGCAACACCUAGCACAGGAACUGCUAAGCGGGCGAACCAGAAGCCACCUUCUCGGCCUCCUGGUUCAUCUAGUGCCAACACGGGUUCACCAUUUAAAACCAUGGAGCUCACCCCAGCUGCUCGUAGAAAGAAGCAAAAGCUACCUGAUAAACAAAUACCGGACAAAGUGGCUGCACUUCUACCAGAGUCUGGUCUUUAUACUCAGUUGCUUGAAUUUGAGUCUCGUGUUGAUGCUGCUUUGGCAAGGAAGAAGAUGGACAUCCAAGAGUCCCUUAAAUGUCCCCCCCGUGUUCAGAGAACACUUAGAGUUUAUGUAUUCAACACCUUUGCGAAUCAGACACAAACAAAUCCUGAGAAGACAAAUGCGGAACCCCCUUCAUGGUCACUUAAGAUAAUUGGGAGGUUACUGGAAGACGGGAGGGAUCCUGUGGUGGCUGGAUUGACACCAAAAUCAAGGGCAAAAUUUUCAUCACUGUUCAAGAAAGUUACCAUAUACUUGGACCAAACCCUCUAUCCAGAUAACCACGUGAUUUUAUGGGAAAGUUCCCGUUCACCCGCUCUUCAUGAUGGCUUUGAGGUGAAAAGAAAAGGGGAUAAGGAGUUUACUGCAAUAGUAAGACUAGAGAUGAAUUAUGUACCUGAGAAAUUCAAACUUUCACCAGCUCUCCAUGAAGUUCUGGGAAUUGAGGUAGAGACCCGACCCAGAAUUAUAGCUGCUAUUUGGCACUAUGUCAAGGCCAGGAAGUUGCAGAACCCGAAUGACCCUACUUUCUUUGUGUGUGAUCCACCUCUUCAGAAGAUUUUUGGGGAAGAGAAGAUGAAGUUUUCGAUGGUUUCACAAAAGAUAUCACAGCAUUUAACUCCACCACAGCCUAUACAUAUAGAGCAUAAGAUAAAACUUUCAGGAAAUUGCCCAGCUGGAACUACCUGCUAUGAUAUACUGGUUGAUGUACCCAUGGUAUUAGAGAAAGAGAUGUCUGCUUUCUUGGGAAGCACCGAGAGGAGCAAAGAGAUUGACGCUUGUGACGAAUUGAUUUGUGCAUCCAUAAAAAAAAUCCAUGAACAUCGACGGCGGCGAGCUUUCUUUCUUGGGUUCAGUCAAUCUCCUGCAGAGUUUAUUAAUACUUUGAUUGCUUCCCAGAGCAAGGAUCUCAAGCUUGUUGCUGGAGAUGCUAGUCGUAAUGUGGAAAAGGAGCGCCGCUCCGAUUUCUACAAUCAACCUUGGGUUGAGGAUGCUGUUAUUCGUUACUUGAACCGAAAGUCAGCCGGAAGUGAUGCUCCCGGAAGCACUUGAAAUAAGGAAUUGGGUAAGUUUCAAUAAGUGGCAGUCGUGUAUUUCUAAGAUAUCUAGAUCCUGUUGAUUUCAUAUCAUCUUUAUUUGGUUUCUUCAAUCCAAUUCUUUCCUUGGUAGAA